Molecule: messenger RNA, 1899 nt
Organism: Pedinophyceae sp. YPF-701
Lineage: Eukaryota; Viridiplantae; Chlorophyta; Pedinophyceae
Source: the annotation of a GenBank genome assembly
AUGCUUCCCACAGCAGCUACUACUCCCGUGUCAUCGCGGCGGCAUGCCUGCGGUCCCGUGGGGCCAGUCCGCCACGUCAGGCUCUCGUGCCAGCGCGCUCUCGUGUCAGCGGGGCGCCGGAAGCGAACUGCGCGCCGCGGCGCCCGCCACGGCCCGACGUCUCCGCGCGUCGCGCUGCGCCCGACUGACACCGUGAACAGCGGCCGCGACGAGGGCGCGGGCGGCGCUGCGCCCGGCCACUUCCAGGCCGCCAUGUCGGGCAUCGCGCGGACGUUUGCGCGCAUCUCGGUCGCCUCCGGGCGGCGCGGCGCGCCCGUGCGCAGCGUUGCGCGUGGUGCUGCUCGGGCAGGGCUGCCGCGCGGGGCGCUGCCGCGGUCCGCGGCGCGCCUGCCUGCUCGCCAGGCGCGCAGGAUGUGCGCCGCGCUCGCGGCCGCUGGGGACGCGGACGCGUACUGUUUCCAGCGCGCGACGCGAUGCGUGGAGCGGCUCGUUGAGGGCUCCGAGGAUCAGGCGAUCCCGAUCACGGUGGUGACGGCGGACACGCUGGAGGCCGUCAAGAGCAGCGCCAGCCCUCUGGCGCUUUCCCUGCUGUCGUUGGCCGACUUCAAGGGGAAGACCGGCGAGUGCUGCGUGAUUCCCGACGACAAGGGAUCCGCUGCACAAGUCUACCUGGGGGCGGACAGCUCCACGGACAUUUGGUCGUACGCCGUGCUCCCGGGCAAGCUCCCGCCCGGCACGUACGUCUGCGAGGGCCUCAGCGGCGGUGACGGCACGGCCGCGGCCCUGGGCUGGGCGCUCGGGUGCUACAAGUUCGACAGGUACAAGAAGCCCGGCGCGAAGGACGGCGAGCCGAAGGCGGCGCUGGUGUGGCCGGAAGGCUGCAGCCGGGACGUCGUCGAGGCGGUGAGCUCCGGUAUCGCGUUCGCGAGGGACAUGGUGACGACGCCCGCGGAGGACAUGGGCCCGCACCACAUCGCCGCGGAGCUGAAUGCGCUCGCGAAGGAGCACGGCGCCUCGUACCGCGAGGUCGUUGGGGACGACCUGCUGGUCCAGGGGGAGAACUACUACCCUUCGGUCCACACAGUCGGCCGCGCCGGCCCGGUCCCGCCGCGCGUCGUCGACCUCCGGUGGGCGCCCUCCGGGAAGGACGCCGCGUCGCUGCCGCGCGUGACCCUCGUGGGCAAGGGCGUCGCCUUUGACACGGGUGGCCUGGACAUCAAGCCGGGCGGCGCGAUGAAGCUCAUGAAGAAGGACAUGGGCGGCGCGGCGCUCGUGGCGGGCCUCGCGCACGCCAUCAUGUCGACGAACCUCGCCGUCAACCUGCGGGUGAUGGUUCCGACGGUCGAGAACUCGGUGUCGUCGUGGUCGUUCCGGCCGCUGGACGUCCUCCAGACGCGCGCGGGCAUCACUGUGGAGAACGGCAACACGGACGCCGAGGGGCGCCUGAUUCUGUCCGACUGCAUCUGGGACGCUGCCCAGGAGAACCCCGAUCUGCUCAUCGACGCCGCGACCCUCACAGGCGCUGCGCGUGUCGCGCUCGGGACGGAGAUGCCGGCACUGUUCGCGACGUGCCAGGAGACGGCGGGGCACCUGCUGCGCGCGGGCGAGGCGGAAGCGGACCCGCUGUGGCAGCUCCCGCUCGUGGACAAGUACCGGAAGAUGAUCGACUCCAAGGUCGCGGACAUAGGGUCGUGCAGCGAGGGCGGGUACGGCGGCGCCAUCACCGCCGCGCUGUUCCUGCGCGAGUUCGUGCCGGCGGACAAGGCGCCGCGCUGGCUGCACAUCGACACGAUGGGCUACACGCUCGGGCAGUGGGCGCAGCCGGGGAAGCCCGAGGGCGGCGAGGCGCUCGGACUGCGCGCGCUGUACCGCAUGCUUCUCGAGCGGUACGGGCGCUAG